UGUUCUGUGUCCUUCACCUUGACCACACCUCCUCCCCUUGAGUAACCCCCCCCUCACCUGCCUAACAGGACUCGACCCUUCCCCAGGACCCUUCCCCAGCCAAUCGGCUGAGGCCAUAGCCAUUACCUCACCAACUGCCCCCAGGCCCCAAUAAAACCUUUGUCCUUUUGAAACUCGCUCUCUUUCCCUGGUAUCUCACCGCUGCGUCGGUGCAGGUAGGGGAUUGAGCUCGAGCUAGCUCGAAUAAAGGCUCUUUGCUUUUGCAUCGGACUCGGCUCCCUAGUGGUCUUUGGGGAUCACGAAUUCUGGGCAUAACAUUUGGGGGCUCGGCCCGGGAUCCCCAAGAACCCCGAGGGACCCCCGACCCGGAGAGCCUGACUGGCCACGGUUAGUGUCUGUUUGUUCUGUCUUUUCUGUGUGAGCUCAUUUCUGGAAUUCUGGUAGUGCCCGACGCGGUCUAAGUGGACGCACUGGAGGACCACGGGCCGGGAGUUUCGGAAGACGUUCCGAUUCUCUCUUCUGGAGGGACGUGGAAUCCCCUCAAAGGUCUGAGACGAGGCGGGUCGCUCCCGCUGGUCGGCGUGAGGCCGUCGUCUUUGGAGGGACGUGGAAUCCCCUCAUCGGUUUUGGAGGGACAUGGAAUCCCCUCAAAGGUCUAAGCUAGCUUGCAGUUUUGCUUCCAUGGAGUUGGAAGACUUUCUAGGGGCCCUCUGUUUGUCUGUUUUUGUGUUUCUCUGUUUUGUUCUGUGGACUUACUGGACGGACGUUAUGGGACAGACUCAGACUACUCCUCUAAGUAUUACGAUUGAUCACUUUAAGGAUGUGAGGGGAAGAGCUAACAACCUCAGUGUGGACGUCCGAAAGGGUCAGUUGCAGUUUUUUUGUUCUAGUGAGUGGCCAACUUUCAAUGUCGGAUGGCCACCAGAGGGGACCUUCGACCUCCCUACCAUCCACCGAGUCAGGAGUAUCAUCUCUCAGCCUAAGGCGGGCCAUCUUGAUCAGCUCCCUUACAUUAUCACUUGGCAGGACCUUGUAGAAGACCCACCCUCUUGGCUUAAGCCCUUCCUAACCCUGCUCCCUCCGGAGCCAAAACCCAUUCUUGCUUUGCAGGAGACAGAGAAGAGGAAAAGUCUUACCCAGCCUUCAGCACCCCUCUACCCUGUCCUACAGGGGGGUACUGAAGAAGAAUUAAUUUUUCCUCCCCCGUAUAACCCCUCUAGGAUGCCGGAAGAACACCAUCCUCCCCCUCGGGGGGAGGCAGACGCUGUUCCGAGAGCGGGAGGCGGAAACGCUCCAGGGGGAAGCCCGCCCUUUACCAGACAAAGGGCUCAGAGGGGGCAAUCAGCCGCCGACUCCACUAUUCUGCCCCUGCGAGCCACCGGACCCCCAGACGCGGAGGGGAAUCAGCCCCAUCACUAUUGGCCUUUCGCCACUAGUGACCUCUACAAUUGGAAAGCUCAGAAUCCUAAGUUUUCCGAGAAACCGGCAGGGCUUAUUGAUUUAUUAGACUCUGUUCUUUUUACCCAUCAGCCCACGUGGGAUGAUUGCCAGCGGCUUUUGCAGGUCCUGUUCACGACUGAAGAAAGAGAAAGAAUCCUCAGUGGGGCCCGAAAACUAGUUCCAGGCGCAGACGGGAAUCCCACCACCAACCAGGCUCAGAUAGAUGCCUCCUUCCCCUUAACUCGGCCCCAGUGGGAUUUCAACAGGAAAGAAGGUAAGGAGAGGCUCCGGGUCUACCGCCAGACUCUAAUGGGGGGCUGCUUUUUUAGAACGGAUCAUGGAGGCAUUCCGUACCUAUACCCCCAUGGAUCCAGAGGCUCCGGAAAGCAAGGCAGCUGUUAUCAUGGCCUUUGUAAACCAAUUGGCCAAAGACAUUAGGAGAAAAUUACAGAAAAUAGAUAGACUAGGAGAAAAAAAGUCUGCAGGACUUACUGGUGGUAGCCAAAAAGGUAUAUAAUAACCGGGAGCCUCCUGAGGACAAGCAGGGUUUGCGCCAUGGUGGCUGCCAGCAGUAAGCAGACUCGAGACCUGGCCAGAAUACUACUAGCUACCACUGCUGACUUCCCCGAGGAACGAGACCGCCGUCUCCGGCAGCUGGCAGAGGACACAAGAAAAGGUAAAAGCACCAAGGGGGGGAAGCAGAGGCUGCAGAAGGAUCAGUGCGCAUACUGCAAGGAGA
Molecule: messenger RNA, 2179 nt
Organism: Acinonyx jubatus (cheetah)
Lineage: Eukaryota; Metazoa; Chordata; Mammalia; Carnivora; Felidae
Exons: 2
Coding region: 637-1878 (413 amino acids)
Biological process (GO): virion assembly
Source: RefSeq, a predicted model, not a curated record